This is a messenger RNA of Acanthoscelides obtectus, 455 nucleotides long. The record is from the annotation of a GenBank genome assembly. Lineage: Eukaryota; Metazoa; Arthropoda; Insecta; Coleoptera; Chrysomelidae.
AAACACAAUAGAAGAGUUUUUGUAUGUACAAAGGUAACAUGAGCAGCAGAUCUAGAGAUACAAGUCGGCAUUUCGCUUCUGGAAGUGCUAAGCGUAAAGCAAAAGAUGAAAGGGGAAAAAGAACGAAGCUGUUCUAUCAAAAACACGUAAGCUGAUCGAGUAUUUUAAUGUUCAGGGAAAUGUUGCUGAAUCUACAGAAGCUAAAAUCUCUUACAACAGAAUAUAUUUUGGAAAAAUCCUCAAGAAUGGUCAGUGCUUACGAAGAUGUUUUGGAGAACCUAGGUGGUGCAGUUUGCAGAGAUGUGGCUACUGUUAUUCACAGCAAGAAACAGGAGCCCCUUGAACAGCAAUUUUUUAAGCUUUUAUUAAAUAAUUCUUUAGAAUCGUGUUUCCAAACUUAUAAAUUUCCUUCCGUAUUUACUUGUCUCUCAUGAUCACUAACUGCAGUGACGAAC